Molecule: messenger RNA, 1050 nt
Organism: Liolophura sinensis
Lineage: Eukaryota; Metazoa; Mollusca; Polyplacophora; Chitonida; Chitonidae
Product: G-protein coupled receptor 161-like
Exons: 1
Coding region: 1-1050 (349 amino acids)
Biological process (GO): G protein-coupled receptor signaling pathway
Cellular component (GO): membrane
Molecular function (GO): G protein-coupled receptor activity
Source: RefSeq, a predicted model, not a curated record
AUGACUAUGAACGCUACAGGGUCUAAUCUGAAUGCCACCGCACCAACAGUAGAUAUAUCGGGCGAGGGUUAUGUGGAUAUGGUCGGUAUUAAAGCGCUGAAGACUAUCGUCAUUGUGAUCAUUUCGUUGGCGAUAAUUCUCAGCAAUUUUAUCAAUAUUACAGUGUUGAGGACAACCCAACAGAUACCAAAAGUUGCCAAAAUAUUUCUCACGAACUUAGGUGUCGCCGAUCUUUGCGUGGGGCUGGUAACUUGCUUGCCUUGCGUGGUGUCCGCUUCUACGGGUGCCUGGCCUUACGGCAUAAUUUGGUGUCAGAUUGCAGGGAUUCUUCACGGAACCUGUGUCACGGUGUCCAUCUGGACACUGGCCGUUGUCAGCAUAGAGAGGUUCUUCGCCGUCAUCUACCCACUAAAAUACAAAAACAAACUGAACAGGAACAAAUGUGUGGUAAUCCUGGUUUUUCUGUGGACGGCGGCCUUGAUAUCCUUCAUCUCUCCCAUGUUUACUGUCUCUGAUUUCAUUUACUACCACUUUACACCCGGUAACAGCAUGUGUGGUAUGUACUGGGAGAAUAUAUGGUUGUGUAUAGCGACAGGCGUUUACAUUCCGAUCUUAAGCGGGGGCAUUAUUCUAUUCACAACCGUUAGCAUAACGCGAGCGCUGAAAAAGUCGAGGCCCAUCGGCAACCAAGUAGCACCCGCGAGUAACAAUUCAGGUGCAGGGAAAGGCAACAAGAAACAAAAGGACGAGAAGGCUGUCAUGGUCCUUAUUACCACGACCCUGGUGUUCUUCACCCUCUGGGGACCAUACGUUGCCAUGGUGUACGCUGCUGCCUUCGACCACAACGUGAUUCUGCCGCCCUGGCUGGAGUUCGUGCUGACAUGGAUGGCCAACAGCAACAGUUUUGUCAACGUCAUCAUCUAUUCGGCAAUUUACGAGGCUUUUAGAACGGAAGCUAAAGCUUUGAUCCUAGCCACGCUACGUUGUCGCUGUUAUGUCAAACGACCAACAGCUCAGCAAAGCAAUUACACGGACGGAUCUGUAAGUUAG